AUGAAACUAUGGAAACUGGAAGAAAAUAACAUGCCUCAAGAAUAUACAAUAUUAUUUGAACACUGCCUCACAUCUGGCUAUCUAUUGUGGAAGGAGGAUUUCUACAAGCAAGUAGAUGGUGUGGCGAUGGGGUCACCUGUGUCUCCCAUAGUCGCCGACAUAUUCAUGGAGGACUUUGAGGAGAAAGCCCUUCUUACUGCUCAUAGAGCACAAGGGAUAUGUGACAGAAAACAUCUGGCCGCCGAGCUUCAACACGUCAAGCAAGUAUUGCAAGACUACAAGAUUCGGGUCCCGCGCCUACGUCACAGUGAACGAGUGAAGCCAGCCACAAUCGAGCGUGCGCCUGCUGUACUACCAUAUAUCAGAGGAGUCAUAGACAAGAUUGGCUACAUCUUGAAGCGAGCUUCCAUUAAAACAUACUACAAGCCGCCGAAGAAGAUUAGUCAAUUUUUACCAUCCAUCAAAUGUAAUAUUCCUCUACAGGAUGCAGGUGUGUAUAAGCUAGAUUGUGAAUGUGGUCUCUCUUACAUAGGUCAAACAAAACGAUCUAUAAAAACCCGCGUGAAGGAAAAUAUAGCUGACGUGAAGCACCGACGCUCCGGGAAGUCUGCAGUCUGCAAACAUCUUCAAGAUCGUCCCCACCAUUACAUUCGAUUUGAUAAACCACAAAUCCUCGCAAAAAACACCGAUUCCUACCAAGGAUGA
Molecule: messenger RNA, 705 nt
Organism: Parnassius apollo (apollo)
Lineage: Eukaryota; Metazoa; Arthropoda; Insecta; Lepidoptera; Papilionidae
Source: the annotation of a GenBank genome assembly